AUGUUCUUCGGCAUACAUACAUGACAACCGGUUCGUCAUCAUCAGUUCGGGUACUGUCCGCAAUUUUUUUGUUUUUUUUUGUUUUCUCACUUUUCCAAAACUGUAGUGGCAUACAUAGUGGUUACUUUCCGAGUGUGUGUGUGUGUGGUGUUUUAUUUUUUUUGAAAUUAUUUUCCAUGUGUGUCGGUGCCUGGAUUUGUUCCUCAACACUGCUGCCGGCCGAUUAUUUAACGCUGUUUAAUUAUGAAAUUAUACAGACAAUAGUCAACUGGAAACGUUAAUUACACAACUGUGACGGUGUUAGUAGGGAGCUACUGUGACUCGUCCCAUAUGGCCACCGUGGGUACCACCGAUGUAGCAGCAGCGACAGCGACAGUGGACUCAGCGAUGGACAUCCGACCGACAGAGCCCAAAGUCGAGCGACACGUGAGCGUUCCGCAAAUGAGCUCGAAGCCGCGCACACAGGAAAUGAUGAGCCGGCCGUCGACCAAAGAUCUGAUGGCCGUGGAACAGCACGGCAAUCGUGGGACGGCGGCGGACAAGGCGCAAUGGCCGUUUGGCGGCCGACGUUCGCCAGUCACUUCUGGCAGCAGCGGGUUCAAGGUUAAGCCGAGAUAUUCGUUCAGGACCACCGCCAGGCGGAUCAGACAACAGCAGUCAGCUAUCGACGCACUGACCCGGAACAGCCAAAUGUUGAACAUGCAGGACAGCAGCAGCAGUCUUCCCAGACAGCUACUACUAAGGGAAAACUCUCGUCAGCCUUUGAGCAGAUACCAGAGCCUGCAACCCGGCAUUUUGUUCUAUUCGUCGUCGGGAAGCGAAAACAGCCUGGGACGCGAAAGGUCCAGAACUAUAAGCAGUUACCCCAAGGGAUCGCCGACCGGCACACCAGGCACACCGUUGGGAUCGCAGUUUUCGUUGGUCACGCCUAGCACGUGUUGCUGUCAACACAUGAUCAACCACUGCAAUGGUGGUAAGAUGAUGAUGGAAAACAACAAUAGUAUGUGGCACCAUAAUUCUUCCAAGCACGGCAUGGGCAACAACACGGGCCCGACCGAUUCCAACGGAGAACCUUACGAAGACACCGACGGACUAACGUGGAGGCAAUUGCAUAUGAGCAGAGCAAAACUCAAAGCCACCGCCACCACCUCCGAACUGUUAUCCGGAUUCGCAAUGGUGGCCAUGGUGGAACUACAGAUCAACGAACCGACUAUGGUGCCCGAAUGGCUGUUUAUCAUGUUCGCGGUGUGCACGACCGUGUUGGUGGCAGUGCACAUAUUCGCGUUGAUGAUCAGCACGUACCUGCUGCCGAACGUGGACGCCAUCAGCAAGCUGCAGAGCACCAGACUGAUACACGAGUCGCCGCACGAGCGCAUGCGUGGCUUCGUCGAGCUGGCCUGGGCGUUCUCCACGGUCCUCGGGCUGUUCCUGUUCCUGGUCGAGGUGGCCAUACUGUGUUGGGUGAAAUUCUGGGACCACUCGGUCCGGGCCGCGAUGGCCGCGACCAUCGUCGUCAUACCGGUGUUGGUCAUAUUCUUGUUCUUCGUGUUCUAUUUUUACAGGAACAUCGUGGUGUACAAGUGCAAGUCCACCGUGUCCGACAUCAAAGAACUGGAGGCGAUCAAAAAGAAACUGGACGCCGCUUCGAACGUCUGACGCCCUCGGUCGGCCGUCGGUGUUUGAAACCAAUUAUACAGAAACCAUUUGUGUUAAAACCAUUUUUAUUAAAAUGAUUUUGUUUUUUGUGCCCACUUAGAAAUUAAUAAUUAAUAUUUAAGAACUCGCAUAAAAUAUAUUCUGUCGUACCGUUUAAAUUGGUUUCCUAAUAUAUUAAUUAUAUUAUUAUUAUUUAUAGUAGUUCAACAUUUUUAUAAUAUUUUGUAAUAUUUCUCGUUCGUCACCUACACGACUAAAUGUUACUUAUUUGUUAUGUUAUUAUUUUUUUUUAAAUUAUUUAUUGGAAACAAAAAACAACAUCAGAACGGUCCAAGGUUGUGUACUUGGAUUAUUAAACGCACAAAAUAAUAUUUUGUUUUUAUUGUUA
Molecule: messenger RNA, 2044 nt
Organism: Adelges cooleyi (spruce gall adelgid)
Lineage: Eukaryota; Metazoa; Arthropoda; Insecta; Hemiptera; Adelgidae
Product: calcium release-activated calcium channel protein 1-like
Exons: 6
Coding region: 331-1656 (441 amino acids)
Biological process (GO): store-operated calcium entry
Cellular component (GO): membrane
Molecular function (GO): store-operated calcium channel activity
Source: RefSeq, a predicted model, not a curated record